This is a messenger RNA of Phytophthora nicotianae INRA-310, 609 nucleotides long. RefSeq lists its product as hypothetical. The record is from RefSeq and is a predicted model, not a curated record. The coding region runs from base 113 to 469 and encodes 118 amino acids. Lineage: Eukaryota; Oomycota; Peronosporomycetes; Peronosporales; Peronosporaceae. The transcript has a single exon.
AAGUCGGCCUCUACCUCAACCGUAGCGCAAAUACGUCAUGUUCAGUUGAGGGCAACCUGCGUUGUCAAUCACGGCGACAAUUUUCCUCCUGCACUUACGACGGCUUACCAACAUGUCCCUACCUCUGCGGGCGACGUACACACUCUCACUUAGAGCGACGAACUCGUGUAUACACGAGCCGAACGUGAACCAAUAUCCACAACGACACGACUCCUACUCCAUGGCCACCCAGUUCAUGGCUGCCCUUCCACCCACAUGCGGCGCACCAGCAUUCGAUCCGAAACUACCCCUUACUCGAACGUGCGCACGCUACUAUGUUGGUUCUGGUAAGAGGCGGCCAGCUCAUCGAGCAGAGAGCCAAUCUUCCAACCCCUUCGUAAAGUGUAAUUGCGUCUUCAAAACUGCAUUGAAAGUCUGCGCCGGGUUGUUCGUUGUCACGAAUCCGCUGGGAGUGAAGAAGGACUGCUAGCUCGUGAAUAGGCCAUUGACCACACUUGUACGUUGCUAAAGUGAUUCACCAGUGUCCCUCAGUUUUAAAUAGGCUGCAUGUGACCUUGCACAGUGUAUGUCGUAUCUAUAUCACGUAAAAUAGAAGCAUAUACACUCGAG